GAGCAACUCGUAUGAUGUGCGCCCUGCGGUCUGGGCUGCUGACGCAGACGCACGACCUGGCCGGAGUAAAACGCUUCUCCCUUCCUUAUCGACCAUACGCAAAGUCGUCAAAUGGAGGCGACCUUCAGUGUUGAAAACCAGGCUCUCCUAUCCUACUUCUAAGCAAUCCAUUGCUAUAUCUCCCCAACGUCCACCAAAGAAAAGACAAACAAUGGAGAGCGCCAUUGUGCCUCAGGCGAAGGAGCUAUCUGUCCUUGUCGUCGGCGCCGGAAUCGCAGGCCUCUGCGCGGCGAUCGCGCUCCGUCGAGCCGGACACAGAGUAAAGAUCCUGGAACGGUCGGCGCUGCUCGACGAGAUCGGCGCGGCCAUCACGCUCGCGCCGCACGCGGUCAGGAUCUUCCGGUCGUGGGGCCUGGACGGCGCCAGAGAGGCCGCGGCCAGGCUCAUCCCGCGCCUGGGCCAGACGUUCAUCGACAGCGCGACGCUGGCGGAGCUGGCGCCCACGGACCGCACCAACUUCGCGGCCGAGUACGGGGCGCCGUACCUGUUCGCGCACCGCGUCGACCUGCACGCCGCACUGCGGGCGUUGGCGACCGGUCCCGACGGGGCCGGGAGGCCCGCCGAGCUGCGCACGUCCUGCACCGCGGUGGACUACGACGCGGAGACCGGGCGGGUCAGGGUCGCCGAGACGACGACGGAGGACGGCUGGGAACCCGCGGUCGACCUCGUCGUCGCCGCCGACGGCGUGCACUCGAGGGCCGCCUCGCAUGUGCUGCCGGGCGGCCACGAGGCUAACCCGCCGGCGGUGGCGCCGCGCGCGACCAACAGCACGGUGAUCCGGUUCCUGAUCCCGACGCGCGAGAUCCUCGCGGAUCCGCUCACGGCGCCGCUGCUCCAGCGGUACGGCGAGGGCCACUGCUCGUUCUACCUGCACGCGGACCGGCAGCGGUGGCUGGUGCGGUACCCGUGCCGGGCGAACACGCUGCAGAACUUUGGCAUGUACGUGGAGCGGGCGCCGGCGCCGGGUGAGUCCGCCCAGCGGAGCCAGCAACAGCGCGUGUCGCCGGCCGACCUGCGCGCCGCCAUGGCGGGAUUCCACCCGGCGCUGCUCCGCCUCUGCGACAUGGCUGGCGGCAGCGGCGGCGGCAGCAGCAGCAGCAGCAACACCAUCCUACCGCUGUGGCGGUGUGCGGAGCGCGACCCCUUGCCCAACUGCCAGCGCGGCAAGCUCGUCGUCAUCGGCGACGCGUCGCACCCCAUGCUGCCGCAUCGCGGGUUCGGCGCCGUCAACGCGAUCGAGGACGCCGCGGCGCUGGGCGUGCUCUUUGAGGACUUUGCCGUCGGGGAUCAUACGGCCGCGAACACCACCGCUACAGCUACCGCUACCGCAUCGACCGGGCACUCACAGCGGGACACAAAGUCGGCUCCCCCAGCGCCAUUAUCUGUCUCCGACCUGCUCGAAACGUUCCAGAAAGUCCGGCUGCCCCGCGCCUCCAUCGCGCAGCUUUACUCGCAGGUCGAGACGAACAAGGACCCGACCAUCGAACGGCGAGAAGAGGCCCUGAAGCUGCUGCCGGAGGACGAGUUGCCUAGUAAGCAUACCGAAUUCCUCACAGCAUAACCUAUCCCACACGUUUCCCCCUGCCCUUACACCUCCUCGUAUCUCCACACCUCCCGCAUCCAACACAUAUCGGUGGCUGAUCCAUUGAACACAGAAAAUACAGACGAAGUCGUCCGCUGGGUCUUCAGUUAUGAUGUUGUCGAGGCAACUCGCCGAGCCAAGCAACGUUUACUCGAGACCAAGGGUGUGUCUCUACAGCAAUGACUUCAAGCCGGGGUUCUCUCAUUUCCACUGUCGUAUCGCCACCACUGUAUCCAGAAGCCAUCAGGCCUCUUGCACUACUUGGCUGGCACGGAGUCACUCCUACCGAGAAGCGAUGGAAUCCAGAACUAAUUUCAAGGAUUGUAAUUGAAUGCACGUUCCUGAUACCAUACGUGCCAUCGAUGGUUAGCCUUAUGUACGCUAUUUACUUGAAUACAACAUGUGGCGAAGUCCGUCGGCGGACAGAACCUUCAAUAUCCCUAG
This is a messenger RNA of Cladophialophora immunda, 2086 nucleotides long. RefSeq lists its product as hypothetical. The coding region runs from base 212 to 1621 and encodes 469 amino acids. The transcript is spliced from 2 exons. The record is from RefSeq and is a predicted model, not a curated record. Lineage: Eukaryota; Fungi; Ascomycota; Eurotiomycetes; Chaetothyriales; Herpotrichiellaceae. Gene Ontology annotation, molecular function: FAD binding; monooxygenase activity.